AUGGCUACCAUACCCUUGCAAACUCGAGGUCUUGUGACCGAGGCGUCAAAGGCUGGCUACAAGCUCAUGCCCGUGGUUCUCGAUGAUAUGCGCCCAGACGAAGUCUUGGUGGAGAUGAAGUAUUCCGGCAUAUGUCAUACAGAUCUCAUCGGUGCGAAUGGUGCAUAUGAUUACAUCCUCGAAUUCCCUGCUGUGCUCGGACACGAAGGUGCUGGGGUAAUCCGAGCAGUCGGUUCGUCAGUGAAGGAUACAAAUCUAAAAGUCGGGACCAGUGUCAUUCUGUCUUUCAAUCACUGUGGAAGCUGCAGUAACUGCAAUUCUCAACACCCCGCGUGUUGUGUAAAUUUUGAAGCACUUAAUCUGGGAGCUAGACGGCUCACUGACAAGACCACUUCGGCCCGUUUACAGGAUGGACGGCGGCUUGUGAGCCAGUUCUUUGGGCAGUCGUCAUUCCUUAACCAUUCGGUGGUGAGCAAGUAUUCGGUGAUCCCUUGCCCCUAUCCUGAGGACCUCGCAGUAUAUUCAGCUUUGGGUUGCGGUUUUCAAACAGGGGCUGGUACGGUUCUGAACAGCCUUCGACCGACUACCGACGACUCUCUUGUGGUUUUUGGCGCAGGUACGGUUGGAGUUGCUGCGAUAAUGGCCGCCAAAUAUCUUGACCUUCGACAAAUCAUUGCAAUUGACCAGAUAGAGGAGAGGCUCACGAUAUCCAGAGAGUUAGGUGCCACGCACACGAUCAAUACCCAGCACACUCCAGAUUUCAUACGCGAGAUUCAUUCCAUCACAGGUGGUGGGGCUCGCUAUGUUUUAGAAUGCACUGGGGUUUCUCUGUUCAUGGAGAAAAUGUUGGAGUGUGUGUGCUGCGGUGGUUGUGCGGUUGUGGUGGGUGUUCCUAAGCCCGAUUUCAUUUUGAAAAUAGACCCCAUGAAACUACUACAUGAGAAUAAAACGAUCCAACUUCACAGGUCUGGAAACUUUCCGUUGGAAAAGCUCUGCACAUUUUAUGAGGUUUCCAAUUUUGACGAGUGUAUUCAAGACACUCGAGACGGCAAGAUUAUAAAGCCUAUCCUAAAGUGGUAA
Messenger RNA from Clonostachys solani, 1080 nucleotides. The record is from the annotation of a GenBank genome assembly. NCBI's taxonomy places the organism in Eukaryota, Fungi, Ascomycota, Sordariomycetes, Hypocreales, Bionectriaceae.